Molecule: messenger RNA, 2112 nt
Organism: Betta splendens (Siamese fighting fish)
Lineage: Eukaryota; Metazoa; Chordata; Actinopteri; Anabantiformes; Osphronemidae
Product: tetratricopeptide repeat protein 9A
Exons: 3
Coding region: 661-1416 (251 amino acids)
Molecular function (GO): protein binding
Source: RefSeq, a predicted model, not a curated record
CUGGUCUAAGGGGAGAUGACUGCAUUCCUCCAAUCUGAGAUAAGAGCUAUGGACAGAAAGGAAUAUUUAGGACGAUGAUCUGCUAGGAAACGCUCCUAUAAAUUAAGCUUAUGUUGCAUUCUCCUAUUAAACCUGGAAAGCGAGAAAAAUCUGAUAAUAGCACUGACUGUUAAUACAGUUUCAUGACUAUUGUGCAGCUGAAUUGAAUAAAAAAGAUAUUAACGUAUGGCAAAACAAACCUAUGAGACAGGAGGAUGAUUCACAGACAAUAUUUGCAGAAAAAAAUAUUUUUGGCCAAGACUAAAUCCGUGAUUGGGCUCUGGCUUCGUGAUAACGCCUCACCCCUGACCCUUCCCGCUUCUGUUCACGUAAAACUAUGCGCGCUGGUAAUGAAAUUAUCUCCUAAUCACAAUAACGCCAUGCAACAUCUCCUCUUCCUGUUCGAGGCCACCCUGAGACUGCUGGCCCCGUAUUUAUCGACCAAUCGGCUGGUCGGAUGAAAAAAAAAAAAAUACGAGAACAGGCUCCACCGGAGUCGCGCAUCGUGCGGGGCUUCACUCGGAGGAGGCGCAGCUGCGACAUCGGCGAGGCGGACGCGACCGCGAUGCUGCAGUGAAGGAAGCGCGACCUCGCGGCUGUACGCAACAAUAACGUCGAAGAAUGAGCGCGAUCAAGGCCGGACACGACGGCAGGGCGGACGGAGGCAGGAGCAGCCUCCCCGACAACGACGGCGGCUCCCCGAGGCUCCAGCAGUGCGCGCAGCCGCCCACCAGCGGCGGCGGCGGCGGCGGCAGCGGCCGGACCAAAGAUGCCCGGUACCAGCAGCAGCUCCUGCAGCAUCGGCACCACGGCGGGUCGAUGCUGAAGCAGCCGUCCCACAACGAGCCGGCCGACGUGGUGCGGCGGGCGCUGGACUUCAAGAGCCAAGGCACGCAGUGCUACAAGGAUAAGAAGUACCGGGAGGCGAUCGGCAAGUACCACCGCGCGCUGCUGGAGAUCAAGGGGCUGUGCAGAGUGCUGGGGGACCCGGACGCCGGCUCCAAGUCCCCGUCCCCGCUGCUGCCCACCAUCAGCAAGUCCAGCACGCUGACGGACGAGCAGAAGGGGGCCAUGGAGAAUGCGGAGCUGGAGUGUUACAACAGCCUGGCCGCCUGCCUUCUGCAAAUGGAGCUGGUGAACUACGAGAGAGUCAAGGAAUACUGUCUGAAAGUACUGCACAAGGAAGGGAAGAACUUCAAAGCGCUGUACCGCUCCGGCGUGGCCUACUACCACCUGGGAGACUUCCAGAAGGCGCUCCACUACCUGAAGGAGUCGCACAAACAGGAGCCGUCAGACACCAAUGUCAUCCGCUACAUCCAGCUGACAGAGAUGAAGAUCCGCCGGAGCGCCCAGCGGGAGAAGAAAGAGGCCACAUAGGCGCCCGCUCCUCACCUGUCCCGCGCAUUAACCCACUGUGUGCCGCCCGGCGUGGAGCGCCACCAUGUUUGCUUUCGCCUCGCACCGCAUCCCGCCGCCGGCUGUGAUUGAGCUUCGUCCGUCGCGUGCCCGGAGCGCCCUUUUUCCGGCUUCACCUUUUCCAGCGUGAGUGUUUUAAAGCGUUUUCCAAACCGAUGCACUGCCGCGCCAACGCCCGUGAUGGAGCCAGGAGCGCCUGGUGUCCGCUGAGGCACAGGUGCCAACAGCUUCGAUUUUUAAAAGUACAUGAAACAUUUUUAUACUUUCAGCUCUAUGUGAAUUAAAGGUGCUGUACCGUGCGUAGGUGGGUUUCUAAUUCCAAAAGCGUCGUGGAGGACACGUGGGUGCCGCUAGUACGAGACAUAUCACAACCUGUAAAUAGGCUAGUUUCUAGAAAUCUAAUGGAGAGAUGUUUGUGUUUAUCGAAGCCAAAAGAAGCACUUCACUCACAGCAUUUACUGUGUCGACUACUACUGUGUGUUUACUCUUAAGGUAUGCUUGUAAAAAUGUAUCUGUGGAUUGAAAUAUUUUUUGUGGUGCCGCCGCAGUGGAUUCCUUCCCACGCCCCCAUGUUUCCCCCCUCUUGUUAACGCGUAAGCUCAGAUCUAUGGACACAGUUGGAUGAAAGCACACGUGUAAAUAAAGAAGUCAACCAGA